This is a messenger RNA of Drosophila rhopaloa, 249 nucleotides long. Its product is annotated as kappaPI-actitoxin-Avd3b. NCBI's taxonomy places the organism in Eukaryota, Metazoa, Arthropoda, Insecta, Diptera, Drosophilidae. Gene Ontology annotation, molecular function: serine-type endopeptidase inhibitor activity. The record is from RefSeq and is a predicted model, not a curated record. The coding region runs from base 1 to 249 and encodes 82 amino acids. The transcript is spliced from 2 exons.
AUGCCGUUGAAAAUAUCGUGUCUCCUUAUUCUUUUGGUGCUAUUUUUGCAUCAUACUCAUUCGAUCAAGAGAAGAUGCCUUCAGUUACCGAAUGAGGGCAAGGGUAAAGCCUUCAUGCACAAUUGGUUCUACAACUCCACAUCGAAGAGAUGUCAAAGGUUCAUCUUCUUGGGCGGUGCGAGGAAUGGCAACAACUUCAAUACCCAAGCUCAGUGUCGCAAAAUUUGCCCAGCCCAACUGCCUGUGUAA